This is a messenger RNA of Ooceraea biroi (clonal raider ant), 5157 nucleotides long. RefSeq lists its product as uncharacterized. The record is from RefSeq and is a predicted model, not a curated record. Lineage: Eukaryota; Metazoa; Arthropoda; Insecta; Hymenoptera; Formicidae. Gene Ontology annotation, biological process: cilium assembly; proteolysis. Gene Ontology annotation, molecular function: serine-type endopeptidase activity; protein binding. Gene Ontology annotation, cellular component: cilium.
AUGCUCGCUCUGAUCACAGCGAUUUUAGGAUUUAGUGUGACAUACGUUGCCACGGAAGAAAGUAAGCAAAUGUACUCAUCCUCGACGUUUAUUUGCGCGGACGGUAAUAUAGUGUCGUUGGCGAACAUCUGCGAUGGGACUCCUCAUUGUCCAGACUCCUCUGAUGAAGUCGGAAUUCUAUGUCGUCACGUGGUAUGUCCCACGUACAUGUACAGAUGCAGUUAUGGUGCUUGCGUGAAUCGCGCAAUGCGAUGUGAUGGUCUGAUAGACUGUGUAGAUGCUAGCGAUGAAAUCGCUUGCGAUCAAAAUCCCGAUGACUUAUGUUCUGACAAGGAAUUUCAAUGCUCCACUAUUCAUCGACAAUGCAUACCUUUCACUCAGAUGUGCAAUGGCUACAAGGAUUGCGCGGAUGGAAGUGAUGAAAAUGCGACGAUGUGCCGCGAUUAUACAUGUCCCGAGUAUGCGUUCCGUUGCUCGUACGGGGGUUGCAUUCACCAGGAAGUAGUUUGCGAUGGCAUAAAGGAUUGUAUCGAUGGUACUGACGAAGAUGUGAACUUGUGCGCGGCCAUCAAUUGCGAAGGUGAAAAAUGCUCACGAUAUAAAUGCCGGGAUGACGAAUUUGCAUGUAAAAAUAGAGGACAGUGCCUACCAGUGGCUAAAACAUGCGACGGCACUCGACACUGUGUAGACGCAUCUGAUGAAAAUGCAGAAAUGUGUAAAGCACGUGAAUGUCCUGAAAAUUGGUUUCGUUGUGCUUACGGCGGAUGCAUCCGGCCGGAAUUGAAAUGUAAUUAUCAACUCAAUUGUUACGACUGGAGCGAUGAAGACGAAUCUCUGUGCGGGAUAACGCUGCCCGAAGGUGCCUGUCGACUACCCGCUGCAAAAGUAGAUACACAUUAUAGCGUGAGCGGAUGUUUAGGAUGUCGACCGGGCGAAGUUGUUCCUGAACUCACGCGACUGGAUUAUACUUGCGACUUUGGAAGUUCCUUGCAAGGUUCUAGUAGAAUUUAUUGCCAGAGUAACCAGUGGCUACCCAGUGUUCCGACUUGUACUCUAGGAAACCAAUCGCAAGAAAUAACAUGCCCACCGAUAACUGGAGCGUAUGGAGCGAUUAAACGAUGCGAAGCAAUGUGGGGCCCUCACAAGGGGUGGUUAUCGUGCGACCGAGCCCUUCCAGUCGCGGCGGCGUUGAUCGUGAAAGGGUGGCGCGUCGAGAAGGAAGAGACAUUGCCGUGGCAAGCCACCCUAUUCUCGCAUGAGGAUGGCGGAUGGAGAUUUUUUUGUGGCGGGACGUUGAUAGCGGAACGCGUCGUGUUGACUGCCGGUCACUGCGUUUGGAAGACCUUGGCGGACACCGUGCGUGUUGCUCUCGGGAUUCUCUCAAGUGACUUGAAAAAAGCGGGAGAAAAUGUGCAGGUGUAUGACGUAGAAAGUAUCGAACUGCAGAGCGCAUAUCAAGAUCACGAGAACAACUACGGUUCAGACAUCGCGUUGCUAAUUUUGAAGAAAGCUGUCACCAUCAACUCUAUCGUCAGACCUGUUUGCGUUCCCUGGCGUUCUGACGCUGCAUUGGUGGAAUCUCAGAAAACCGGCGGGCUUGGCUUGGUUGCUGGGAUGGGUCUAACGGAAAACGAUACGUUUAGUUCAGUCUUAAGAUUGACUACAAUGAAAAUCGUUUCCGAUGAUGAAUGCCGUGAGAAUCAGAAUAGAGAUUUUUGGAAGUACUUAACUUACACAACCUUCUGCGCCGGAUGGGCUAACGGAACUGGGGUGUGUAACGGCGACAGUGGUGGAGGAUUGGUGCUGCAACGACCGAAUUCCAGCAUUUGGGAAAUUCAUGGGGUCGUCUCCGUAAGUCCACGUAAAUUGGGUACCAGCACGUGCGAUCCCAACUUUUAUACUGUUUUUACGAAGGCUUUUCAAGUAAGAGCUUCAAAAAAUGGCAUGCGAGUAAGUCCUGGAUUAAAUGUAACAACAUGCGUAAUUUACUGUUUCAAAAGACCAUCUUUAUUACGUGCAAUUAUUCCGAUCGAAAUCAACGGAAAGAUCUUUGACUAUCAUGUAAUAUGUACACUUGCCACCGAAGGUAUUAGUAUCGAACCGAAAUUAAUAGAUUUUGGUACUAUCGACAUCGGGUAUUCAUCUGGUUUAAAAAUAGUAACAAUCCGCAACGAAGGAGGCAAAAGUACUAGGAUCAAAUCCGUUCCAAACAUACGCGUUCCGAUAAAAAUAAUCGUCAUUGUACCACGAUUGGUAGUUUAUCACCCGAAUUCGACCGGCGACUUCACCCUCAUCGAUUUCCCACCUACGAUAGAACAUACUAAUAGAUACGAUACCUUCGUCCUGAGAAAUUUAUCGUCCCGAGUGUCUAGUUACGUUGUGCUUGGCGAACUUGAUAACGAAGUCAAAUGCAUUCGGGAUAUCGAUCGCAAAUGCUAUCCGGUUUACAGCGCCUUUGAAAUUCACCCACAUGAAGGGCGAAUGAAUCCAUUUCAAGGUAUCAUCUUUGAAGUGAAAUUUUCACCAACGACUACAUUGUCGCAACAAGAACGUGAACAGAAACGACGAAUGUGGAUAGAACGUGGAGAUGGAUAUCAAAAUUGGACGAACAGAGAUUUUAUGGCAUUUAUCAGAAUACUCAGAGUGCAUUGCACAGAAUCGGAAGAUAUUAUCAAAACAACGGUAGAGACUUCGUCUUUGUCAACAACCUGCGUAUCGAAUAUUGAUUUGGGAAUACGCGACGUAAUAAGACUCUGUCUUUAUGGCGAAGUGCAUGAAGCACGAUUGCAAAUUGAACCCAAUAUUCUCUACUUUGGUGAUUUAAUUGUCGGGCAAAUAUCAGAACGGGUACUUCGCCUGACAAAUCCUUCUGCUGUUGCGUCGAUAUAUUUGGAAUAUAUGCCAAAUGCAAAUGCCCGUUGUUGUCCAAACCGGAUGAAACUUAAGCCAAAAUCAUCGAUUGAAGUUCUUAUUACAGUUCACGGCAAAGAGAGCAUUGAAGCUUCAUUCAAGCUGGUCUUCGAUAUCAAAGCAGACUCUUAUAACUCCUGUGUGCCGAAACGAUGUCUCGAGAAGAUAAAAGUUGGAAGUUACUCCGUGGAAUGCACGGUGAAUAUUAUUUUCAAGUCUAAGAGAGAACUUUUAAGUAAUUUGAUGAUCCUACAGCCAGAAUCAACGAUGACGAGACUCAUCGAAUAUUUUGCGGACGAGGUUGGAAAAUUCAACGGAUACAUCGAUUACGUGAUUAAUGAUAAUCACUCUUUCGAGCUCAGCAUCACUGCCGAUGUCGUCCACAAGCAGCUGCACAUUGAUAAAAGAGAGAUCGAGCUUGGAAAAGAAUGGUCGAGCAAGGAAACCACCUACCGGCCAAUGAUCUCUGUCGUUCGGAUUACAAAUAAAUUGAGCGCAAAAACAUAUUUCAGAUGGGAGAUACCGGCAUCGUCUGGAUUCUACAUAGAACCAAUGUCGGGUUCAGUUCGCGAUAAUUCCACUUUACAUGUUUACGUGCAUUACGAAGCUGAUAACGCUAAAACCAACUACGCACAAGCAGUGCUGAGAUGCGAAAGCGGAAGUUACGCGUCUUUGCAACUUAGCGCACCGAGAUUCGCACCGAGAGUCGAAUUCGUGAAUGAUAAUGCGAAUCUUGGAGAAAUACCGCUAAAUUUACCGACCAAAGUAAUCGCCGUUCUUCAGAAUUUCGAAUUUAAUGAGGUGGUGUACGAGGUAGAUAGCGGAUCAUUGAUCCGUGGCUGCGACGUUAAUCCACUGCGAGGAAAAAUAUCGUCGCGCGGUAUUGCACUGCUCGAGGUGCAUCUUACAUUGGACGCUUGUUGUCGCUUUUCUACUGCAAUUGCUGUUACGGUUCAACGGAAUUUACGGUUACUAUUCAGGAUAACCGGCAAUGUAUCAUUCCCGCGAUUGAAAAUUCUGCCGCAACGAAUAGACAUGAAACGCAUCGGCACUGAUGCCGUUCAGAUCCGUCGGAUAACAGUAACAAAUAUUGGGACAACGAUGUUAAAACUGCAAUUUUUCUUAGAAGAGUAUCCUGAAUUUCGCAUCUCUCUAUCAAACUGCAACAAUUUCGAUAUAGAUGCGGAAGGCGUGACCAUCGCUCCUGGUGAGAGCCAAAAUCUCUACCUACAUUUUCAACCAAUUGAUUUGGCCAGCUACGCCUUCUAUUUGCCGAUGGUGAUAAAUCGGUUACUUGGUCCGGCAUCGAUGCUGAAUCCUAAAAGCAUUAGACCCCUCGAAUUUCUGAAAUCACGCGAAAUGCGUUAUGCACAUUUACCAAAUUUUGUCAUAACACCAUUGCCCGAUAAACUACCCACGAUCGCCAUCGAUUGUACCGUUGCCAAUAGUGUUGUCUUCUUCAGCAAGCUCCUGUUUCUAUUCAAUACUACGACUAACAAGAUAAAUUCGAUUUGGCAACCUUUCGUCAGCGAUCGCAUCGUCGCCGAAUGGGCGACACAGGGAAAAUGCGUUUGCUCGAAUCAGCGAAGUGGCACUUGUCCAUUCAGCAUCACUGUAUCUAUACCAUCGCGAAAUGCUCAACUAUGGAAAUGUGUAGCUGAAAUGUUUCGUAAAACACUUAAUGUUAAAGAACGUCUGUUUUGGUCGAAAUAUUCGGAUACAUACAUCGAACUGCGUUUAAUACGAUGGCUGAUGGGAGAUGAUGCCGAUUCCGCGGCAAUGGAAUUUGCUCAUAUAUUUAACACCACAGUCACGUACAAAGUAACUAGCUCAAGCAAAUCAAGCACUCUCGUCUUAUCGGACAGUUUUACUAUUCAAGGUAAGAUUUAGAACUUUAUAGUAUCAUUUCCAGUACAGAAAUAUAAUAGAAUAAAUUUAUAUACGCAAUAUUUUUAAUUUAAUUGUCGAAAUUAAGAGAUAUCGAAACUAACUCAAAUAUGCAUACGUGAGAUUUUUAAAAUUUUAUCACAAAUCUCUUGUGAAAAUAGAGAAUAGAGAACAAAAAUAGAUGAAUUCUGUUUUCAUAUUUUAUGGAAAGUCAAGAAUUUUAUGUUAUUAUUAUAUGUAUAUACAUUAUUAUAUAUGUAAAUCUCUCUCUUACAUCCAGAUGUAAGACCAUCCGCUAAACAAGUUCCAAUGAUUAUACACAUUUUACCAACAACUUCUCCAUUAUAUGAAUCAACAAUC